UUAGUGUGAGCUUAAGAAUGUAUUUGGUCAUGGAAAGCAGCUUAGUUCAAUUUCAGCGCUCUUGCUGUGUUCAGUUUUUCUGUUUUGAAUGUACGCCAGCACAUUUGAAUGAAGUAAGUUUUUUAAGUUUUUUGCGUUUUCAGGCUAACUUUACUUGAAUUCUAAUUUGAAGAAAUGUUUAUCUUAAUAAGUAGUAUUUGUUUUUUCUGUACUAUAUUUUUCCACUUCAUAGACAGCAUUAAAUUUGAAUGAAACUGAAAUCAAAGCCAGAAUACUGUUUUGAGUGAAAACAAUCUCAAAUGUUAGGCGCUUUAUAUUGGAAAAAGCAGUGGGAGCUUUUUGUGUUACACUUAAACCCUCAGUGAGCGUUUGUCACGACAAACGACAUUCCUGCCCGUCGGAAACAAACCCAGCAGCGAUGCCGGUUGGUCAUCCGGCGACCAGCAGCUCCUCUCUACGGGUUCCUACCCAGCCUGGGACGGCCGCGCUCAGGAGCCGACACCCGAACCUGCUGGACACCCUCCUGGCCCAUCUUGGUCCGGGCCAUCGUCAUCCCUAAGCGAGGAAUGGAGGGACGCCUGCAGACCCCGCAGACCCCCAGGAGCUGCAGCUCACCGGGACCUGCUGGGAAGUCCUGCUGGAGCUUGGAUGCGAGUGUGGCCGUGCUUCUGGUGACCCUGGUUGGAGCUUUAUUUCUGCUGAUGCUUUACAAACUCUUACAGCUGAGACACAGGCUGAGGUUGGCCGGGGCGAGGAACGCGCUGGAGUACCACAGCUUCCACCACUCCGCCACCUACACGCUCAGACACGCCGCGUUGUUUGAGGACCUGGCGAACAAGAAGGCCCCCGACCCCGAAGCCGCACCUGAGUCCAAUCAAACCGCUACCACGGUGACAUGCGCAGUCAUCAAACCACUUCCGCCCCCACUGCUGCAUUCUCCGCCCCCUCUGCCGCUGCCCCCACAUCCUUUCCCGCCGCCCCCGAUGCACCAGAAUCCUCCCACCCUCACCCUCACCCCUUCCGUCUUGGCCUUCGCUCUGCCCGCGAUCCACACCAACCCGCCAAGUCCUCACCUGUCGUGGGGCGCGUGCUCAGACGCAGAUGUGUACUCUCGGAUCGGAGCGUUCAGGCCCUCCAGGCUCUCCAGCCUCUCCAACCAAUCCAAAGUCAUCCUUUUCGAGCACUCGUCUCUCUGACUUUUGAGGCAGAACAUGACUGGAGACGUCGAAAAGACUUCAUAGCGAAUACCAAAAACACUGCUGACGCAUGUAUGCAUGCAUUAUGCUGUGUGCUCAUCUCUAAGUACUGCACCUUGUAUCAGGACGCUGCAAAAUUCAGGAGCAACACCACUGUUCUUAUGCUUUUUUUCUAUUGGGGAGUGGAGUUUUCUUCAGAAUUCGGACUAGUGGACGAACUGCAUGGAGGUUAUGUACUCAAAAUAUAUAUAUUUUCUCACUUGUUCUGGGGGUUGUAUUAAAAAGUUAUCGCUUACAUGCUCUGCUUGCUCAUCAUUGACAGCCUUACAACCUCCAGUAUUAUCUUUUCAACAUUUUGGUUUAUAGCAACUUUAAGAAGGCAAUGGCAGUGAUCUGUAAGGUUAAAGCAUGUCAAGGCCUCAUGUGCUACAACACCGACAGUGAUGCAGAAUCACAGCUAUUGCUCUUCUGCUGAAAGAUUCCCUUUAGCCCAAAAUCAGCGAGGAUCAUUCCUGAUGAAUGAGAAGUCUUGUGCAAGGAGAGGAGUGGUUUAAUUGGAUAGAUACUCACCAUCCUGAUGGCUUUUUUUUAUUGGGUCUGGAGCUUUCCUUAGAGUAGAUAAAAGCCCAGAAAUGGUUAUUGUGAGAAUGAGAGUGGGCAAAUUGACCCGACUUCUCUUAUCUAAUUACUUAUUUAAGAGUCAGUGAUGAAAGAUGAGUUGAUGAAUGAUGACACAAGCGUAGAGAAACCUUAUACAAAGUUCAUAUGGUGUAAACUUGGCCAAACUUUCUUACUUAAUUCAAUGCUCCGCAGUCAAUUAUAUUUUUGUGGGAAAGUCCUGAUGUUUGAAUUGUUGCAGAGUCCAUUGUUUGACUGAAUGGGGCAUUUCCUCAGUCAGUUUUCCAUGCACGUCCCUCCCUUUUUCACACUGUCCUCCAUUUCCUCUGAUUCUCUCACUGGAGCAGUCUAUCAGUGUCUUAUAUCAUGACUCAAAAGAGCUUUUUAUAUUCAAACAACUGCUCCAAUCUCAGACAUUAAUUUUAAAUAGUUCAUUCCUCUUUGUAACAGUUUAAGGAAGAUAGAAUUGUUGAAACUGCAACAUUUGAGUAGUGUAUCAUUGUUGACCAGACUAAGACAUAUUCAGAUCGUCCUCUAAAGCAGCCCAGCCGGCACAACGGUAACCUCUCUCCGUUCUGUUGAUCCGACAGCCUGAGCGUACACUAACAAGCUGUUAAAUUGCAUUUUUGUCUUUUUAACAAUGUUUUCCCAGCGAGCUUCUCAUUUAUAAUUCAACAAUAGUUUGUAAAUUCAUAAGGGACCUUGCUGUUACUUUCCGCUGAAAACCGAGACCUCGUGUGCCAUUCCUCCUCCUCUUCCUCCUCCUCCAGUCUCCUCUGUAUCAAAGUCCGUUAGCGAGGCCGCUGUCUCCUUACUAAAAGCCAGUUAAUCCAAUCUGUGCAUGUACCGCAGCAUUGUCUCUUAAUUGGUUGUAAGCUGAGCAGGAAAGGCAUUUCAACAACAUACAGCUCCUGCAAUUAAAGAAAACAAAAGGAAGAUGGAAGGGAUGAAAAUGAAUGUCUUUGCCCUGGUUGACUUUUCCAGUUUAUCCUCGGGAUGCUCGUCCAGCACACGUCUGUCCGAGCGGGGAGGAAGAAGCAGACGCAGAAGGGUUCUGUGUUCCAUAGAUUGUGGAUAAAUCCAGACGUGUUAUGGAUGUCAACGUUCUAAUCUGCUGUACCAGCCAUUCGAAGCAGUUCUACCUCAUCCGGAAUAAUUACACCUUACUAGAAAUGGAAAAAAACUCUCUGCUUCAGUCUAGUCAGAGGUAGCAGGACUUUGUUGAUCUGUUGAAUAUGGUGAGCUGAUGGUGCGGGCGGACGCUGGGUUCGGUGGUUUGUGUCACUCGAUUACAGCUGAUAACAGCGACAGUAUCAUUGCAAAAACGUAUAAAGCUGCACCCUUGGGUUCCCCCUCAGGUGAGCACUGUUAGCUCUAUCAGCACUUUUGCGGUUGAUUAAACUGUGCGGACGCGGCUGAGAGCGGCAUUUAGUAAACGCCGUGUCCUUGUUCCUGAAAUGAAAGUAACGUUGAACGGAUUUGUUUGAAAGUUGACACACUGCUGCCUCAUAAAUCUGAUCCUGACUGCCUAUCAAUGACUUUGUCCCAGAAGCACUUGACUCAAAUUGCAGAGUCUUGGUAAUUGCAUCUGCCCUCUUCUCAUCUCCUGAGAGGAAAUGGAAUUUUUUUUCCAAUUUUCCGUCAGUGUCGGGUCCCCUCCAUGCUUCCAAAACAACUUAUUGGCUUGUUGCUUAGUGCUGUGAAGUGGAGGCGAGCGUUUUGAAGCCUGGAGUUUGGUGACUUUGCCUUCCCCGUCCUGAAUUUCGUCCGUCACCAUGCUGUUAUUUUUAUAGCAACCACUGAAUGGAGUUUACUUUAUUCAGAAUGCUGAAUGGUGGCAUACAGGCGCCGUAUACGCCUCAGCUGUUCUCGUAUGUGACUUAUGGUCUAUUUUACUCUAAAUGGACAAUGAUGUACUCAAUGAACAUUGCGCUAUGUUGAAGCUUUGAAACUAGUAAUCGAGGCCAUAAACUCAUGUUUACAAUGUUUACUGAGAUCAGAAUUCAAGUGAGAAUUUGGGUUUAAAUUCUGAUUGACUUCAAUUAAAUCAGACUUCUUUUGCCAACGGAGGCGCGAAGGUUGAAACACAUGACAAAUGCGUAAAAUAACUGCUUGUGCUGAAAGGGAAUUCAACUUUUUUAGUUUGUUUUUGUUCCCACAUAUGUGGUUAUAUGCGGUCAGUGGAGUUGCUCAUAGAGACAUGUUUCAUAUUUAAUCAUACUUGAUCAAUUUACUAAAUAUGCACGGGCCGGUUAACUAAACAUCUCUCCUGAGGUUGUUUAUAGAAACGUAAAUUUACCAAAAAAUGUUCCAUAACUAAAUCCUAAAUGUAGUUUUGAUCGUCCUUGGCAAAGAAACAUAGUUCUGAACACAAAAUGAAAACACUUAUUGAGUGAGGACAUCUAGAAUUACUUUACCAAGUGACACAAUUUGCUGUUUUCAAUCGAUGUGUGCGUUUGGUAUUUUAAAGUGUUGUAAUGUUAUUUAAACCUUCAAAAUGUAAAGGAAUUGAACACAGUGGGUUACUGAACAAAUCUACUCUCGCAGAGAUACUCACUCGUCCAUCAUCAUUGUCCCACUACUACAUCAACAGUGUUUUGAUUAUAUAUUUUAUUCUUCUGCUUUUGUGUCUACACAUGUGAGGUUUUUAAACUGGAAUUGGACAGAUAAUUGUCAGCAAGAUGAGCAUGUUUAAGUCCCACCACAGUGUCCUAGAGGAACUAUAUUAUUUACAUCCAAGGUAGGGCUACUGUUCAUUGAGUACAUCAUGGUCCAUUUAGAGUAAAAUAGACCAUAAGUCACAUACAAGAACAGCUGAACCGUAUCCGUCUAAAACAUGACGUAACAAACCGUGACGGUAGUUUAGCCGCUCUUCACGCGUGCUCAGCAAAAUACUUUUAUAAUCAAUGGAAAUAAAGAAAUAGAUACUAAUUUGGCCAGAGACAGCACAAAUGUCGCUAAAGGCACAGCUCCAUCAACUUGGAUAUUAGUUCUUCUCUCAAGGCUUUAUAUAGGUUAAAUGUAUUUAACGUACAAAGAUAAAAGUAAGAAAGAGCUGAAGAUA
Molecule: messenger RNA, 4878 nt
Organism: Gasterosteus aculeatus aculeatus (three-spined stickleback)
Lineage: Eukaryota; Metazoa; Chordata; Actinopteri; Perciformes; Gasterosteidae
Source: RefSeq, a predicted model, not a curated record